ACUCGGACGUAUCAUAGCCAGUGCAAACAAGUCCCAUCUUGACUUGUCACCCCGGCAGCUUCACAAAACCUCUGGCUAUAUAACUUCCUCGAAUCCGCCCACCACUCGGCCGCGGACUCGAACUAUCACCACUGGUGAAAUCACACGACACUUCUCUUUUGUCCAUAGCGGACGAGUCUCAUAGUCAUGGCGGCAAACAGAAAUCGCCGCCUGGUCAAAGAAAUCCAAGAUGUGCAAAAAGAUAGCCACUCGGGUGUCUCGCUCGAGCCGCUGAACAAGGCUCAGACCGGCUCCGACACUCUCGAUGACCUGACACAUUUCAAGGGUGUCUUCCGCGGCCCUCCAGACACUCCCUACCACGGCGCUACUUACCAUGUCGACAUCAAAAUCCCAAACGACUAUCCCUUCCAGCCUCCCGUCAUGAAGUUCACCACAAAGAUCUGGCACCCCAACAUCUCCAGUGUUACUGGUGCCAUCUGUCUCGAUACUCUGGGCUCGGCCUGGUCACCAGUCCUUACCCUCAAGUCCGCUCUCAUCUCUCUCCAGUCGCUACUAUCCUCGCCUGAACCGAAAGACCCUCAAGACGCAGAGGUCGCCCGCAUGCUCAUCACAAAUCCUGCCGAAUUCGCACACGUCGCUCGUGAGUGGGCUAUCAAGUAUGCUGGUGCUCCAGAAGGUGAUCCUGGCUCAGAGACCACUGGUGCAGAGGGAAGCGGAGGUGUAACCGAAGAGACACUUAAGAAGAAGGACGAUCAGAAACGGGAAAGGGCAGAAGCCGCAAAGCUCGCACAGUAUCACGGAUACAACAAGCUUCUCGUGGAUCGCUUCUCCGCCAUGGGCUUUGACGUUCCAACUGUCGUUGCCGCCUUUGAGUUCACUGGCAUUGACAAGAACGACGGCGAGGACUACGAGCUCGAGGAGGAGUACAUGGGCGACAUUACUGCAAGACUUUUCGGCGAGGCGUGAUUUGCACUUUUAAUUCUAUCCCGGCCCUUCUUUCUGAUUAUCAAGUUACUGUGCAGUGGUAGGUUACGAUAACACGACAUUAUGAUGCUGUACCCAGCUCAAGAACCCUUUUUUGGCUCAUACGGCCACUGAGCCUUGCUUUUGCCCAACAACUAUCAAUUAGGUACAUACAUAUCCUUCUACAGAUAGCAAAAUGAAACGACAUACGACCUCACACUUCUC
This is a messenger RNA of Aureobasidium pullulans EXF-150, 1188 nucleotides long. RefSeq lists its product as uncharacterized. The transcript has 3 exons. The record is from RefSeq and is a predicted model, not a curated record. NCBI's taxonomy places the organism in Eukaryota, Fungi, Ascomycota, Dothideomycetes, Dothideales, Saccotheciaceae. The coding region runs from base 187 to 966 and encodes 259 amino acids. Gene Ontology annotation, molecular function: protein binding.